UACUACUAUUAGUUUUCUCUAGUUACUAAAGAAAAAAGAAAAUAAUAAUAAUUUUAAAUUUUUUAUAUAUAUAUAUAUAUUUAUAUCUAUAUCUAUCUCUAUCUCUCUCUCUCUCUCUCUCUCUCUCUCUAUAUAUAUAUAUAUAUAUAUCUCAUGUCUUUUCUUCUACUGUCUGUUCUGUUAUUCGUUACCUCUCCUCACCUCUUGCCGACCUUUUGGCCGAUGUCCGCUAAGAAGACCUUCGGACUCCUGGCCAUUAGGGAGAGAUCCGCCCAUCAGCGCCUGUUCCCGCUAAAAACUCGGGACUGCGCAAAUCCUGUAAGGAAAAUGGCGGAUGUAUCAGACGACCUCACUGGCGCCUGUAGGCCACAGCGGUCCUCUCUGUCGCCAGAUACCGCAGUUGGGCGUGCAGGAGGAGGACUGCCUCAGCGAGUAUUGGGGCCGCGCCGAAAGGAACGUCAGCAGGAGUGGCCGCCCCAGAGCCUGUCGGAAUCAGACGGGGAAGACAUGCAGGAUGAUGAGGCAGGCGGUGCUGAGCCCGUGGAUGGGGUGUCGGAGCACCCAGAAGGCCAUGAACAGCUCCCCCCAGUAAGAUCGGGACUUGCUCGGGGGGAGGAGGUGAGUGCAGAUGCCCCCUAUGUGGCCCCUCCCUCAGGGCCUACUCCUACAGGGAAUGUGGGGGUUCCCAGUGAUGCUGCCACUGUAAAGGGCUGGAUUCAGGAGGCUGUUCAGGUCUCACUGGCAGCGGCGCUUAAAUCGCGGAAGCCUGCAAGGCAGGCUGUGAUCCAUGUGUCGCCCUCAGACUCUCAGGAGGAGACGGUGCCCGCUAAGCAGCCCAGGGUGGCUAUACGCCAGGACUCUGUGCCCUUGGGUAGGGGGAGGUCUUCAGACGAGUCAGGAGAGGACUCCCCAGAUUUAUUGCGACCCAGGGUCAGUGGGUCGGAGACAUUGCUGGGCAACCCAGACAAGGGGCCCUCCUCCUCGGAAGAGGGGGAGAUGACUGAGGACUCUGCAGCAAACUUACACAGUCAGAGGCUCUCUCUUAUGGUGGAUUUUCAGCCACUAAUUAACCAGGCUAUUGCUGCACUUGAUCUGUAGCCAGUUACAGAGGAACAGAUCUCUCCUGUGUCCAAGGGCUCCUUGGUGCUGCCUAAGGCUGAGGUACCACAGAUUAAAUCAGUGAUACCUGAGGGCUUUACUAAUACCAUCAAGGAGGAAUGGGCGGCUGUUGCGACUCCCAAAGCGUAUGUUGGCAUUGGCUAGCAGAUUGUACAACUUUGAGGAGGAGACUCUGGACUUGUUGAAGGUGUCACUUACGGAUGCUCACUUCAGGGCCCUACUUAGUAGCAUAGUGGUACCCAAGGAUGGGGACUCCUCUUUUAAGGAGCCAGGAGACAGAAAAGCAGAAUCUGCACUGCGCAGGGCCCACGAGGCUUCAGCAAUGGCCAUCAGAGCUGACACCACUGCGUCCGUGGUGUCUAGAGCAUCGGUCUUGUGGAUCGGCGAGUUACCCAAUGACCCUCCCACUGAUCAAUCUAAGAUGCGGCGUAAGCUACUUCGUCUGCAGAGGACGGCUGCUUUUUCAGCGGAUGCUACUCUGGACAGUGUUCAGUUCUCGGCACGUGCGGUCAGUGCAGGUGUCCUGGCAAGACGCAACAUAUGGCUAAAAUUUUGGAAGUUGAUAAUACGUCUAGGGUUAAAUUAGCUGCUGUUCCCUAUGCUGGGGGGGAAGCUAAUUGGGGAUGAGGCCCUGAAAGAGGUACUCAUUGAAACUAAGGAUAACUGCAGGGCUCUGCCAUCAGCCCCUAGGAAGAAGGACAAGAGUUUUAAUCGUAGACCGACGCAAACCUUCAGGGCGUUUGGACCUCAGUUUGUCAGAGGGAGCCUUUUAGGCCUUUUCAAUCGCAGUGGAACAGAUCCAGAGGCCAAGGCAGGCAAGGGUUCAAUCAGCAGAACCGUCAGUCUUUUGGAAACCAGCAGCAGGGCCCCAAGCAGCAGUCCUGACUCCCACUCAGACAAAGUAGGGGUCCGCCAUUUGGCCCGUUUGGAAAGAAUCCAUCGACAGGUGGGUUCUUUCCAUUAGCCUACACGGGUACGAAGUGGAGCUGGCCAGCCCCCCAGGAAACAGAUUCCUCCUUACCCCUAGAUCCGGGAAACCGGAAAAGCACAAGGGGUUGUCCAUGGCCAUUCAGUAUCUGGUGGCUAUAGGAACCAUAGAGGAGGUCCCACUUCUUCAGAGAGGCAAGGGCAUCUAUUCAGUGAUUUUUACAGUGCCAAAAAAGGACAGAUCGGCCAGGGCAGUUCUCAACCUACGCCCAGUCCACCGUUUUGUGAUAAAAAGGAGGUUCAGGAUGGAAACCCUUUGUACCAUCUCAGAGGCAUUGCAGAUGGGGGACUACAUGGCUUCAAUAGAUCUCCAGGAGGCCUAUUUACACAUCCCCAUUCAUCCACUCGGUCGACAUAUAUUCCGCUUCUGCUACAUGUGGAGGCAUUAUCAGUACAGAGCCCUUCCUUUUGGUCUCUCAUUAGACACCCAAGUUUUUACGAAGGUUCUAGUCUGCUAGUGGCCACUUCAUGCACUAAGGGGGUCCACCUGUAUUGUUACCUCGACAACUUGCUCAAGAAGGAGCAGUUCAGUCGGCUCUGUCCAGAACAAUGUCUGUGUUACGUGCCCAUGGGUUUCUGAUAAAUGUGGGCAAGAGUCACUUGAUGCCCACACAGAGCCUUCGUCAUUUGGGCAUGGUAAUGGACACCUCAGUAGGCAAACUGUUUCUGCCACAGGAUCGGAUGGAGGUCUUAUCGUCACUGGCUCGUGUGAUUGCUUCAAGACUGUGGGCCAGCCUUCUCAAUCUAGCAAGUUUGUUGGGUCUCAUGGUGGCGGCUAUGGACUCGGUGCCUUGAGCGAGGUUUUCAUCUACGCCAGUUACAGUGGGCUUUCUUCCCUUACCAGCACAGGAUUGCCCUCAAACGUGACAAGAACAUUCCUCUCUUGGUGUCUCUUCAUGAGUCGAUUUGUUGGACGGCCCGGGGAACCUAGACAAGGGCAAGCUGUUCAUAGAACCCGAGAGAGUGAUGGUCACGACGGAUGCCAGCCUAUCGGGCUGGGGGGCUCACUGUUGGAACAGUUCUGCCCAGGGGCUUUGGUCGGUGGAGGAGUCGCUCCAUAGCAUAAACUGGCUCGAGCUGCAGGCUGUCUUUCUGGCCCUAAGGGCCUUCAUGCCCUUGGUGAAGGGAAGGAACAUCUUAAUGUGUACAGAACUACUUAAUAUCCAUUCUGGGCCAUCAUGUAAACGGAAUUUCCAAUGUUCGGGCAGAUUGGCUAAGACGGCAGGAGAUCUAGCCGGCAGAAUGGGGCCUGCACCCUCAAGUAUUUAGGUGGCUGACAGAGCGGCUGGGGACCCCAGAUAGACUUGUUGGCAUAUCCUCAGAAUGCCAAGAUUCAGAGGUUUUACUCACGUUUCCCGAUGUUGGGGGCAGAAGAGACGGAUGCGCUAUUGGUGCCAUGGCCUCCGUGUCUGCUGUAUGCAUUUCCUCCAGUGCCGCUGCUCUCCCGUUGCCUCAGGAAGCUGCGGAGUUCCCGGGCAUCCCUGAUAUUGAUUGCGUCUUUUUGACCCAGAGGGCCUUGGUUUUCCGAGAUCGUCGACUUGACCGUAGGUCAUCCACUCAGUUUGCCAGACCAUCCAGUUCUGCUGUGUCAAGGUCCGAUUUACCAUCCUUGCGUCUAGAAAGUGUUCAGCCAACAAGAUUUACCAAUCGACUUGGCGUAGUUUUCUGCGCUGGACAGCAAAGCGCUUCCUGCAGCUGGACAAGUGCAGGUCGAGGGGAUUACUAGGUUUUCUUCAGGAUGGCCUUGCGCUUGGUCUGAAACCCAACACGCUUAAACGCCGGGCGGCGUGCUUGAUCCAGAUGUUGUUUCCUCAUCAGCGUUUGUUCAGGCGUGGCACUCUCUUCUACGCAAAUUAUUGAGGGGGGCAGCUUUGUUGUCUCCUCUGGUCUGCCAUUGUUUUCCGUCAUGGGAUUUGCAUAUUGUGUUGUGGGGUCUGCAGUUUUCUGCCAUUUGAACCACUUUGAUCUGUAUCAUUGCAGAUUUUGUCCUGGAAGGUGACCUUUUUAGUAGCUGUAACAUCGGCCAGGAGGGUUUCUGAAUCGCAGGCUCUGUCAGUUAAGAGUAAUUUGUGUAUUUUCUCUAAGGACUCUGUGAGACUUAUCCCGGAUCCUUCGUUUAUCCCUAAGGUAAAGUCUCAGUUUAAUCGUGAAGCGGACAUUUAAUUACCUUCUUUUUGUCCGGAUGCUCGUCACCCUGCAGAGGAGGAGUGGAACCGGACGCAGGCUUUUCGUAAGUCAGAUGCUCUUUUUGUGGCCUUUAAGGCUUCUAAGAUGGGAUGCAAGGUCUCUUCAGCCAUUAUUGCUCGAUGGUUCCGUUCAUGCAUUACGAUGUUGUCUGAAGCCCAGAAACUUUCGGUGCCUGGUCAGAUUACGGCGCACUCAACUACAUCGGCAGCCACUUCCGCUGUGUUAUCUUCACCGGCGUCCCAUGAAGAGAUUUGCAAGGCGGCUACUUGGUCAUCGCCUUUUACAUUUUCAAGGCAUUACAAGUUGGAUGAACAUGAAGCUGCUAGAGCGGCAUUUGGUCGGAGGGUCCUGCAACAGGUCCUUCCGGGUCAGUAGCUCCAGCCUGGGUAUUUUCCCUCCCGUGGUUGGUGCUGUGGUAUGUCCCAAGCUUGGGUGACCUCCUACACCAGCCGAGAAAGGUACAUUGGUACUCACCGUGAAGGUGUCUUCUGGCUGGUGUAGAAGAGGUCACCCAAGGCCCGCCCGGGUUGUGUUAGGCUGGAGCUGAUGAUCUGGUUGUAGGGGGACAGUUUUUCUGUCUUUCUCUGCAUUAUUGUUUGUAUAUUGUUGUAUAUUCUCUGUUGUGUUCUGUGGUUUUCAUUCCGUAGCUUGAGCUGUUUUAAGCACUGAGGAGAUCCGCCCACAUGCACUGGGUUAAGGAUCUUCAAGUAUGACUACUUCCUGCCUUUUGGAGCAUGUGGGGGGGAUGUAAUCCCAAGCUUGGGUGACCUCUUCUACACCAGCCAGAAGACACCUUCACGGUGAGUACCAAUGUACCUUUUUCUUGAGAAGUACAAUGUAGUGCUCAUUUGUGGCCAAUGGUGUUGGCACGGAGGACCAAGAAAGGCAUGGCAUGUGGCGUUUCUUCCAUUCUCUGCAAUGGUCAACACUUACCAAUUUCUCAUAAGUGAGUAAAGUACAUAAAGCUUGCAAUCUUUCCAUCAAUAUUUUUUGACUGUUCUCCUGUUGCCCUGGCUUUGAUUCUUUUGGUCUUGUAUGGAGUAGGGGAUUUAUGCACGAGUACAGAUACAGCAUACAAAUAGGGAUCCGGGGUGGGGGUUGGGUUGGGUUUGCCAGGCCUAAAAGGAGCCCUUCUACUGGUGGACAAAGACAUCCCGUGUGGGUUAUCUCCUUCCACAUGCUCCAGAGGCAGGAGUAUGGAAAUUGGAAGAGCCUUUGAGAGCCAAUGGAGGAGAUACUUUUGUCCUGUGGCUCGCUUCAGAAACAGCCACUCUUCUUGCUCUUACCUCAAGGCCUAUUUUUUCUCCGGUUUACUCUUUUUAAAAUUCCUCUUGUCCCUGAUAUUUCUUCCACUCCUUUUUUCCAAAUUACAUUCUAUCCUUCUUUCUUUCUUUCUUUCUUUCUUUCUUUCUUUCUUUCUUUCUUUCUGUCAGCCUUUCUUUUUGUCUAUUUCUCCUCCUUUUUAAAAAUUCUCUGCCUGGAUGGCAUUGGGAUAACAGAUGACCAAGUAUAUGUUGUUUCCCAAAGGAAAACUUAGGCCAGGCACUUUACUGCCCAAACAACUGCUGGUGGAGCCAUCAUCUUUUCAUGUGGUCCCUAGAUGGAGCAUUUGUUGUGCACCGCCCAGAGCCUUUUGGAUGGGGCGGUAUAGAAAUGUAAUAAAUAAAAUAAUGAUAAUAAAUUAAUUAAUGGUCAGCACCUCCAGGUCCUUGCCUCCUCUCUGCCACUCUUCAGAGCCUCACUUAUGAGAAAAUGGUGUUGACCAUUGGUGAGCCUGGAAGAAAGACAGAGUGCUCCACUCCAACACCAUUGGCCCUUUCACUAUUGUGGCAGUGACCUCUCCUCCCCUCUGCAAGCAAAAGAGGUGAGCCACUCUACCACAAGCAGGCAAUCAAGCAAACAGCAGCUCCUCUUUGCAACUCUGGCAGAGGAGAAUAGAAGAGGUGCAGUUGUCGACUCUUCCAGCUGUCCCUUCUUGGCUGGUGUAGGAGGUCACCCAACGUGGGAUUACAUCCCCCCACA
This is a messenger RNA of Hemicordylus capensis (graceful crag lizard), 6315 nucleotides long. RefSeq lists its product as uncharacterized. The record is from RefSeq and is a predicted model, not a curated record. Lineage: Eukaryota; Metazoa; Chordata; Lepidosauria; Squamata; Cordylidae. The coding region runs from base 154 to 1098 and encodes 314 amino acids. The transcript is spliced from 2 exons.